AUGACGUGCUGUCACCACAACACUAGUGGACUCCUCCAUACCAUCCUAGACCUCCCCAAAGCGGGCUACUACUAUGGGGACAUAUCAGUGACUGAGGCGGAAGCCAUGCUGCAGGGGGAACCAAACGGUGCCUUCCUGGUUCGCGACUCGAGCGACUCCCACAGCAACUCCGAUCUCUUCACCAUCACGUUCAAGAUCCAGAACAGAUUCGGCUCCGUUCGAAUCGACUACGCCAAGGGCUAUUUCAGUCUGUCGCUCCAAGACCCGGGCCUCCCUCUCUUCCACACUCUCAUGGAUCUCAUUGCAUACUGCCAGCACAGAUCCACAGUUCACAAGCUCCCUGUGUGCAUUCUGACCGGCCACCGGAGAACUCACGACGUCCACCUGUUCCUCACCAAACCAGUGUGCAGACUGCGACAGAUGCACUCUCUGCAGUACUACUGCCGUCAGUCAAUCCAGCGAUUCGUCACAAGGGACCACCUCUACAGUCUAGGUCUGCCCAGGAGACUCGUAGAAUUCUACCUCUCCCUGAACCCCUACUUUGACGAGCAGCUGUACCCCAUGGAGGAGGAGGAAACAUGGAAGGGUGGUAGGGACAUCGAUUCGCAGAGUUCCGGGUCUCGCAACUCGCUCCAACUUGACACAGGCACCUCAUGA
This is a messenger RNA of Geodia barretti, 657 nucleotides long. Lineage: Eukaryota; Metazoa; Porifera; Demospongiae; Tetractinellida; Geodiidae. The record is from the annotation of a GenBank genome assembly.